AUGAAAUACGGACUCAUUACUGGUCUUGGUUUCAUCCACUACCUUGUAGGUGCUGUUGAUGCCUUGACUGUGACUGAGAACACAAUUUUGGACUCCGGCGAUAACAUCGAGUUCAACGGUCUUAACGUUGCAGAUGGUGCUUACUACUCUGUGAUUGAUGGCUCUGUUGUCUCAACUGAGGGAGACAUUGACAUUAAAAGUGAAUGGUACGUGACUGGUAGUGACUCUUCUGCCAGUGUUAAGUACGACGGUGAGGUUUUCCUCAAUGACGGUGUUGUUGCCUUCAACUCCUUGAACCAAACUGAAGGUCAAUCUUCCUACGAACUUACUCCAAACACUUUCGUUAAUACAGGUGAUUUGUAUUUGGGUGUUGGAGAGGGCAGUGAUGAUGGUUCCGAUAUCAGUGCUCGUACAUUCUACAACCCAUUCAUUCUUAAGUCUCGCGACUACUGGUCUAACACUGGUAUGAUUUCUAUGUGCAGUAGAUCCAAAGAGCCUUGUUACGCCAAGAUUGGCUGUGGAAGCGGAGUUGAGAAUCACGGUUCCAUUUGUUUGGACAACACUGUUUGGUCUCUGUCUCAACAAAUUAAGGGUUCUGGAUGUAUUUACGUUGGUGGUUCCUCCACCUUCAAGAUGCAAGAUUCGUCUUCUCUGAUUGACCUCGCCCAGACCGUUUAUCUUUCCGGUUCUGACUCUGUUUUGCACUUGGAGAACCUUGAUCAGAACUCAUAUGGUGCAAAGGAAUAUAAAGUCAGAGGUUUCGGUGAUGGUAACGAAUUGCGUUUCGGCUGCAACUAUGAUAAGCACUCUUAUGACCAAAACACUGGUAUUUUGCAAGUCAUUAUCAACAAGCUGUGCAUUGUUAAGGUCGAUAUUGGUAUUGGCUACUUCUUCUCUGGCUUCGAGAAGAGGCAAAAUACUCUUUGCUACAAGCCUAAGCCACCUCACAGCUGUCCUCCAGUCUGUAAAUGUAAACCUGUCUUCCCAAAGCCUCCUGGAUGCCACCCCAAGCCACCAAAGCCUUCCUGUUCUUCUUCCAGUUCUGUGAAGCCAUCCUCUAGCUCUGUCAAGCCAUCUUCCAGUUCUGCUAAGCCAUCUUCCAGUUCCGUGAAGCCAUCUUCCAGCUCUGUGAAGCCAUCUUCUAGUUCCGUGAAGCCAUCUUCUAGCUCUGCUAAGCCAUCUUCCAGUUCCGUGAAGCCAUCUUCCAGUUCUGCUAAGCCAUCUUCCAGUUCCGUGAAGCCAUCUUCUAGCUCUGCUAAGCCAUCUUCCAGCUCUGUCAAGCCAUCUUCCAGUUCUGCUAAGCCAUCUUCUAGCUCUGUGAAGCCAUCUUCCAGUUCCGUGAAGCCUUCCUCUAGCUCUGCUAAGCCUUCCUCUAGCUCUGCUAAGCCAUCUUCCAGCUCUGUCAAGCCAUCUUCCAGCUCUGCUAAGCCAUCUUCCAGCUCUGUCAAGCCAUCUUCCAGUUCUGCUAAGCCAUCUUCCAGCUCUGCUAAGCCAUCUUCCAGCUCUGUGAAGCCAUCCUCUAGCUCUGCUAAGCCAUCUUCCAGCUCUGUUAAGCCAUCUUCCAGUUCUGCUAAGCCAUCUUCCAGCUCUGCUAAGCCAUCUUCCAGCUCUGCUAAGCCAUCUUCCAGCUCUGUCAAGCCAUCUUCCAGUUCCGUGAAGCCUUCCUCUAGCUCUGCUAAGCCAUCGUCUAGUUCUGUGAAGCCAUCUUCCAGCUCUGCUAAGCCAUCUUCUAGUUCCGUGAAGCCUUCCUCUAGCUCUGCUAAGCCAUCUUCCAGUUCCGUGAAGCCAUCCUCUAGCUCUGCUAAGCCAUCGUCUAGUUCUGUGAAGCCAUCUUCCAGUUCUGCUAAGCCAUCUUCUAGCUCUGUGAAGCCAUCUUCCAGCUCUGCUAAGCCAUCUUCUAGUUCCGUGAAGCCAUCUGGAUCGUCUAGUGCUCCAUCUUCCAGCUCUGUGAAGCCAUCUGGAUCCUCGAGUGCUCCAUCUUCCAGCUCUGUUAAGCCAUCUGGAUCUUCUAGUGUUCCAUCCGGAUCCUCUUCUGUUCCAUCUGGAUCUUCUAGUGUUCCAUCUGGAUCCUCUUCUGUUCCAUCUGGAUCUUCUAGUGUUCCAUCUGGAUCCUCUUCUGUUCCAUCUGGAUCUUCUAGUGUUCCAUCUGGAUCAUCUAGUGUUCCAUCUGGAUCCUCUUCUGUUCCAUCUGGAUCUUCUAGUGUUCCAUCCGGAUCCUCUUCUAUUCCAUCUGGAUCUUCUAGUGUUCCAUCUGGAUCCUCUUCUGUUCCAUCUGGAUCUUCUAGUGUUCCAUCUGGAUCCUCUUCUGAAUCAUCUAUCGUUCCAUCCUCCACUUCUGAAGCAUCCUCUAUCGUUCCAUCCUCGACUUCAGAGGUCUUUUCUUCGUCUCUUGAGCCAACUUACCGGUCUUCCCUGAGUUUCACUGGAUACCACAACACCUCUUCCACGAUUGUACCAAGCGGUAGCGGUGAAUCAUCUACCCAGAUUCCAGGUCCAACCUCCCAAGGUCCAGUUCCAACUACUCAAGGUCCAGGUCCAUCUUCAACUGUUGUGACUUCCUUCACUUCGUUCACCACUAUUGUGACUCUCACUUCUUGCGAGAAGAAGGUCUGUACCCCAGUUACUUCCACAUUUACCAUUAAGACCGCCACUACCGUGACUGUCCCAUGUGACACUACCACUGCCACUCCAACCACUAUUACUCCAGGUACUCCAGGUACUCCAGGUACUCCAGGUACUCCAGGUACUCCAGGUACUCCAGGUACUCCAGGUACUCCAGGUACUCCAGGUACUCCAGGUACUCCAGGUACUCCAGGUACUCCAGGUACUCCAGGUGCUCCAGGUGCUCCAGGUGCUCCAGGUUCCGGUUCCGGCUCUGGUUCUGGUUCUGGCUCUGGUGCUCCAGGUGCUCCAGGUUCCGGUUCUGGCUCUGGUUCUCCAGGUGCUCCAGGUGCUCCAGGUGCUCCAGGUGCUCCAGGUUCCGGCUCUGGCUCUGGCUCUGGUUCUGGCUCUGGCUCUGGCUCUGGUUCCGGCUCUGGCUCUGGUUCCGGCUCUGGUUCUGGUUCCGGCUCUGGUUCUGGCUCUGGUUCUGGCUCUGGUUCUGGCUCUGGUUCUCCAGGUGCCCCAGGUGCUUCAAGUGCUCCAAGUGCUCCAAGCUCCAGCCCAGCUCCAUCAAGUGCACCAACCGUUCCAAUCGGUAACUCAGGUUCUACUGUCAAGUACAGUUUUGCCUUGGCUCUUGUCAGUUCGUUGCUCUUAUUGUAA
Australozyma saopauloensis is the source of this 3264-nucleotide messenger RNA. RefSeq lists its product as uncharacterized. NCBI's taxonomy places the organism in Eukaryota, Fungi, Ascomycota, Pichiomycetes, Serinales, Metschnikowiaceae. Bases 1 to 3264 code for a protein of 1087 amino acids. The record is from RefSeq and is a predicted model, not a curated record. The transcript has a single exon.